UUCUGACUAUCACCUAUAGCUUACGCUAGAAAAUAGACCAUCCAGUCUGACUGAUUGACUUCUACUUCCUGCUGGGAAUAGAAGGCGGAGGUUGAACUUGAGAUAGAGUUCCUGAAAAAGCACAUCCCUUUGGCAGGAGCUGCUCGUAACCGAUAAACACUGGGACAGGAAAUGAUGAAAGCAUUUAAAUAAGCAAGCAGGAAACAAUAUUUCUGUGUGUGUCAGAGAAGCAGGGGUGAGCUGUGAUGUGUUCGCUGUUGAAGUUUUGACAUCAUUUGCAUCUCUUCCAUAACUGGCAUGUUUACUAGUGUAGAUAGUGUAUCCUGGAUGCCUGGGUGCAACCCGAUCCUGUGGUGUUUGCUUGAGCCUCAUGUUGCAGUGGAUUUUCAGGUUGACUGACGGACCGUGUUGUGUGGUUCUGAUCUUAAGAGAGAGACACCAGGAUGGCAGCUCAAGGGGCCACAGAGAAGAGAGCCAACUUGGUGGCAUCUAAAGUCAUGUGGAGUAACAGGGAUGACGUACCUAUGUCAGCACCAGAACGGUCACAUGGCAGUGACAGAGCUGGAAUCUGUAGACAGAACAACGUCCGGCAGUGGCUUAGAAGUCACGAGGCGGAUGCAAAACCAGACCACGCCAGAGAAGCUGCAGCAGGGCUUCUAAAGAGGAACGCCAGCAGUGAGGAUGACUUAGCGUUGGGAGUCGAAGCAUCUUUAUUUGGUAAACAGGGAGUGAGGACCGUCCAGGAAUUUCUGAGAGGUUCCAGGUCCAACCCAGUUCUCACCAGGUGGAACAGCUUGACCUCAGCCUUCUCAGCACAGUCAGCUCCACUCAGUGUAAUGGAUGUGCUGAAUCUGUGGAGUGAUGACCCAGAGGAGGUCCUACUAGAUCUGGGCUUCGGCUGUGACGAGCCUGACAUCUCUGGACGGAUCCCAGCCCGCUUCAUCAACAACCAGUCCAGCGCCCGGGGAAUCAACAUCCAGGUGUUCCUGGACGCCCAGAAGAACCGCAUGGACAUAGAGAACCCUGAUGUCAGCAAUAGGUUCAGGCAGUUGGAGGUGCUGCAGCAGGUUACCACUGCGUUCUCAUCCCUGGUUGGUGGUGCGUCUACAGACUCCCUCUCCGAGAGCGGAGUUCCAGUUUUAGCUUCAGCCGAGGCCAGAGAGAAGAGGAAGAGGAUGGGCAUGCUGCUCCGCCGGGUCUCCAGAAAAACCCUCAGUCAGACCCAGUUUCAGACCCAAAUCCAGACCCAGGACUCCCAGGACACAAACCCAACUCCCCACAGUCCCAUAGCCCACUUACAGCAGCCCCUGGCCGGCCUCCCUGACAGGCGGACACCGCUGAAACGAGCCAGACAAGGCCUGGCUGAGAGUAUAUGUCUGACCCCACUGGCAGAGGAGCAAGGCCUAGUCUCGGAAGCACCAGAGCCCCACUUGGUCCCCCAGGAGGGUGCGCUCAGGCUGGAGGUGGUGAAGGAGUAUCAACCCCUGAUCUCCAGUGGUAUUCCAACCAGAAAGAAAAGUCAUGGGGAGGCCAGGGAGUCCUUUGAGAUGGAGGAGAUCCAGAGCUUUGAUGAGGGCAGUAUUUCUGGGAGCUACAUGGGAGCAUCUGACACCACAGUGUGUGUGAUGAGGACUAACAGCUGCCAGUCUGACAGCAGUGGUUUCCUGGAAGAGCCCUUCAUCCCGUCCAUUACCCCGCAUCCCUCACCUGGACCCGAGCUCAUGAAGGCUUUGUCGGGAAUAUCUGGAGGCAGCACUGACAGCCAGAUCACUGUAAAAGGAGCUUCACCCCCCUCGUCCCCCCCAUUCACUUCCCUGGACCCUUCCCCUCCUUCCCUCACCACGUGCCACCCAAGACCAGAGUCUCCUCUAUACAGACCAGAGACAACAAGCCCUACAGAGGAGACACCCAGACACCAGGAUUCCCCCACACCCCACUCCCUCCUCUCUGAUGCCUUGGAGAUGACUAACUCUGCUUUUGGAGCCAGGCCAAGCCUAAUGGAAAACACUGUCACUGAGGAAGAUGGAUUCUCUUCGGCCUGCGGUGCACCUUGUCAUAAGCCAGACUCUCCGUUACGGAACGUUAUUAUUAUCAUGAAAACCGAUAAAGAAACAGAACACUUUACUCUGGAAUCAGAGGAAGCUGUUCCAAUAGGAGGAAAGGAAAAGGCCAUAGCGGAACAAAGUGGCAAUGUUCAGACAGGAACAGAGGCUGUUGGUGAUCAGGACACCGAUUGUUAUGGGUCACAUGAAGGCUCUCUGAUGGACUCGGUGGCUCUAGUGCAGAUGAAGAAAGAGGUGAAGACGGAAGUACAGAUUAGUUUUGGUUUGGAAGGUCCAGUGUUGGGUCCUGUUGCUGUUGGUGAGGUGGUGGAUCAAGGCUCUGAGACUGGAUCUGUUUGUCAGGACCGGUCCUCUGAAGAUCCUCUAUUAGGAUCUGACCCUAACCUCUCAGCAGUGCUAAGCCCUGCCUCCUCUCUCCCCCCAGCAGAGCCUCUCUCUGCCUCCUCCCCUCCAGUGCACUGGGAAACAGGUGGCUCAGAGAUUUCAGAGGGAUCCUCAAGCUUGGUUGUCCAAGAGGCUGUCCCACCACUAUAUCAACCAGCAAACCCACCUCCAGGCCCAGCUUUAACCUCACCUUCAGAGCAAGUGUCACCUCCAUCUCCACCAUCAUCUCCAUCCUCAGCCUCUUCCCCACCACCAUCUCCAGCCUCAUGCCCACACCAACUUCCAGCCUCAGCUUUUCCGGCAGCAUCCAGCUCAUCUCCAACCCAAGCCCAUUCCCCAAUCCAAAACCAUUCUCUAUCAGCCCUAACCACAACACCAACCCCAUCCUCAAUUCCAAACUCACCAUCAGCCCAUUCCUUAACCGUAGCUCCAUCUCAAGCCCCAACCCCACUCGUCCCCCACAGUGGUGCUUUCAGGUCAGGCCGGUCUGUGUCUGUCCAGAUGCCCUCCUCCCUGCCCUCUGUCUCCCACUCUGCCCUCCGGAGAGGUGGCGUCCCCCACACCCCCUCCCCGCUCGGCCCUUCCUUCGAGCCCCGCCCCCUGACUGACCUGACGCUCCGGCAGAGGCGGAACUCCUUCUCCAGGAAGGCGUGGUCAGAUGCUGAUGUCUCCCACUUUGCAGAACACAGAAACACUGCGGUUGCCAUGGGAAAGGCAGUCAUGACACCUGAGACGAUAUCCCUCCCGUCCCCCUGCCCCUCCCCCUCCCUGUCAUCGUCCAAUCGGUGGCUGUCUCGCGACGGUUCACGGAGAUCUGGAAGUUUCCAGAUGAAGUCCACCUCCUUGGACACGGGGCUGUGGCAGGAGGAAGAGGGGGAAGAAGUGGGGGAUGAGGAUAGACGGUGGGAACGAGCCCUGUUCUCUGGGCUUUCCUGCUGCUGCUCCUGUGAUCACCGCUGUAGCUGCUGUUCUCAGAACAAUUGCCUCAAACCGUCCUCCGUUUCAGCUUUCCCUUAUUCCCUGGAUGAGCUGGAGGGGAUGAUGCACUGUAUGAGGAAGUUCCGCUGUGUCCUGACAGACAUCGAGGAACAGCUGUCAGAAGACCAGGCCUCGGUGUACAGCUCACUCUCUGACACUGACAGAGAGGAAGUGCAAGACAUCUUGGAGCUGAGGAAAGCUGUGAAACAGGAAGCAGGAGAGUUGGAACUUCAGCUCACUGACCUGGUUCAUCGCUAUGACGACAGCUUCAAAAUGAAGAUGCACAGACUACUCGAUGAACAAUCUCACCUCUACACCCAGCUAAGGCUCCUCCCACUGAUCCCCAAGACCACAUCCACCCCUGGCUCCACCUCCUCCAGGAGCAUGGCCACUCAGUGCUGCCUGCUGCCCUGGCUGCCUUUGACGGACAUGUCCAGGCCACGCCCCUCAUCGCAGGCCACCUGGGAUUUGGAGUCCAGAUCAACUCUGCCAGAUUCCAGUUCUAUGAGCCAGAGGCUAAAACAUGGUUCUACAGGCACCAAGCCAGACAAACUGGACAUUGUGGGUUUCAUCCAGAGACUGAAGGAGUCCAUACGCCACUCUGUCAAUACUGACUCGCUGGAGUAAAAGAGAGAUGCUGCUUCUGCUGUAGCUAACUGAAGAUGAUCUGCUGUAUAGUGUAUAGUGUGUCCAAUCAACCUGGACUCGGGUAGAUGCAACAUAAUAAACGUAAAUCUGUCUCCCUCCAUUUCGUAUGAUAUGUUAGGUGUGGUAAGGUAUGUAUUUCUUUGUGGAUGUCCAUCAUCCAUUAUGUUAUGAAUAACAAUUCAUAUGAUAUGUUACGAAUUGCAAUUUGUACAAUAUGUUACGAAUUUGCGAUUUAAGUAUGAUAUGUCACAAAUUCCAGUUUGAUGUGGCUAACCCUAACAUUAGUUAAGUAGCUAACGUUAACUAGGCUAAGGGUUAGGGUUAGGAGAAGGGUUAGCUAACAUGCUAAGUAGUUGCAAAAAGUAGUACGUUUAUAUGCCCACCUAUCCACCCCGACCCACCACCCUCCUUUCGUUUUUGCCUUAUGUAACCUUACCAAACAUACCAUAUCAUAUUCAUUUGAGUGUACUGGAUUUACGUUGACUAUGUCUAGUCUAUGAAACCAGGCUGGUGUAAUCAAUGGAUUCUAUUACUACUAAAGUAGUCCAGUGUCCACAUGAUGAAUAAAGAGCAUGAAUGCAUGAAAUCAUGUGUGCGUGUUCUAUAUCUAUAACGUGCCAAUCCAAUACAUAACAUA
Salvelinus sp. IW2-2015 is the source of this 4710-nucleotide messenger RNA. RefSeq names its product ITPR interacting domain containing 1 (gene itprid1). Gene Ontology annotation, molecular function: signaling receptor binding. Lineage: Eukaryota; Metazoa; Chordata; Actinopteri; Salmoniformes; Salmonidae. The record is from RefSeq and is a predicted model, not a curated record.